CUGGGCCAGAGAGAAAAUGUGUCCAACAGUCACAUCCCACAACGAGUGUGAGGCUGCAAGACACUUUCAACAACAGUAUAAAAUGAAGGCGGGCGUUUUAUUCUUUCUUAGUGUGCUGUGUCACGUAAAUGGAGGAAGUGAAUUAGAGGUUGACUUGAAGAAAACUAAAGUAUAUGGACCAGGCUUACAACCAGAUCAAAUUGUGUACCCAGUACGAUAUUUCUUCAUAGAGUUGUAUGAUAUAGAAGGCAACAGAAUCCAAAAAUCUGUUGGGAAUUCCAUUACUGUGCAGAUAGAAGGAGAGACCAGUCAUGGAAUAUACUGUCGAAAAUGGACACAAGUUCUUGAUCGAUUUGAUGGAUCAUAUAUUGCCAGAUAUCGCACCUACCAGACGUGUAGAGACCUAACUAUUCAUAUCUUGUACAAUAAUCAACAUGUUGCAGAGUCUCCAUAUAAAAUUUUACAUCCUGUCUAUUCUGAAGACUGUUAUUGUCCAGUGGGAGACAUCGUUAAAUGGCAGGAACUGGCUGGGUGUCCAUCUUCCUAUCCACAAAUUAAUCAAGAUCUCAAAAAUUUCCAUGAUGUGGAUUUUGAAAUUGUUCUCAAAGAAGCUAUUAAAAGAUUCAACCAAGCAGGGUCUCGAAGCUUUUGUAACUAUGUAAUAAAAGAUGACAAAGUUUAUCGUAAGUGCUAUGGUCAGCACGUUGGUUUCAAUAUGUUCAUGGACAACAUUCUUCAUUCCUUGCUCAGAAAGAUGUCCAUACCUGAUGUUGAGUUUAUCAUCAAUUUGGGUGAUUGGCCACUUGUAAAUCCAAAGCUGAAGCCACUUAUACCCAUCUUCUCAUGGUGUGGUUCUGAAGACACUGCAGACAUUGUUAUGCCCACCUAUGACAUCACCGAGGCUACAUUAGAGAUGAUGGGCAGAGUCAGUCUCGACAUAUUGUCUGUCCAGUCCAACAAUGACAUACCUUGGGAGCAGAAGAAGUCACAGGCAUUCUGGCGAGGCCGUGAUUCACGUCAGGAAAGGCUUGAUCUUAUCACUUUAGCAAGGAAACAUGAGCAUCUAAUAAAUGCUUCACUUACCAACUUUUUCUUUUUUAAAGAUCAAGAAGUUGAAUAUGGACCUAAGGAGAAACAUAUCUCAUUUUUUAAAUUCUUUGAUUACAAAUACCAGAUCAACAUUGAUGGUACAGUGGCAGCAUAUCGUCUGCCAUAUCUGCUGGGUGGGAGCAGUGUGGUGUUGAAGCAAGACUCGCCUUACUAUGAAUUCUUUUAUAAUGACCUUGAGCCUUAUGUUCACUUCAUUCCUUUUAAGAGGGAUCUCUCUAACCUGAUUGAAAAGAUUGAGUGGGCAAGGACUAAUGACAAGAAGGCACAAGCAAUUGCACAAAAUGGAAGGCAGUAUGUGCAGGAAAAUCUCAUGCCAAAAGAUGUGUAUUGCUAUCAUGUUACCUUACUCCAGGAAUGGAGCACACGGAUUAAAUCUAAGGUGGAUGUGCGGGAAGGUAUGGAAUUUAUACCGAUCAAAGAAAAUGAGAAGCGAUUUGGGGACUGUAAGUGCCAUCGCCUUAAUCGACAUGAUGAACUUUAAAUCAGAAGGUUUUACGUAAUGUGUAAUUUUUUCUAAUUACUGAGCUCCAAAUUUAUUUUAAUAUUGUAAGCAACACUGAUGAAUAAUCAUAUAUUCUUAUGGACAACAAAUCUUGCACUAAUGUGAAUUUGUGAUUCCAAAUUCAAAUAUUGUUAAUCUUUUUCCAUUUGUUUUUAAAAUUUAAUAUGCAUGAUCAUUUUGACUUGCACAGUAGGUACUCUUCUUAUAUCCUUAUGAACAAUUUUCAAGAGUGUAUUUGUAAAUUGUUUGGAAUUCAGAGCCCUAGUCCAUAGACAUCCAUGUUAUGAUCAGAGGUGGAUUCUUACCAACUGGUCGGUAUUGCAUACUAUUUUGAUAUUCAUUUCUGACCUAUAAUUUUCCGUACUCUAAAUUGAUUUUUUAAUGAAAUUAAAAACAUUGUACAAUAUAGUACUCGAUCACUUUCCCUCCCCUCCCUCUGACAAUGCUCACCACUUCCUCCAUGGCAUUACAGCCCUACACCAUAUUCCACCUUCUUACUGUACUACAUUAAAACAUACUCCACUAUCACACUGUUCCACCACCCACUCAGCAUGCUUCACAAUCCUACAUUACUCCAUUCUUCACAAAUAACCCACAUCUAGGAGAGAGACAUUUUACUCGUAUAACUAUCUGUUGUCCUAAGUUUUUUUCCAGGCAAGUUUUGCCCUAUGCCCAUAGGUCUCCUAUGUUCUCUUGAUCUAACAUAUUACUACACAUUAAUUCUGCUGUUAGAACCAUUAUAAUCAUAACUAGGUACUAAACCCACAAGGGUCAGACAGUAGUACCACCAUUACAACUUAAUUCUGCUAUUACCUACUUCCUUCUCCCAUCCUAUCUGGCCUGUUUUUUUUCUUCUUGCUCAUUUCUGAUUUGACAGUGGUACAGGAUGGGCCAAAACUUAAGUUUCCUUGACUAAGUGCAGAUUAUUAUUAUUAUUUUUUUUUUUUUUCACUUUUUGUGUGUGGUGGUAUGACUUCUCUGCUCCACUAUUCACACUACUCUGGCAUAGUAAAAAUGAAUUUGGUGAAAAAUAGCCAAGAAAACUACAAAAAAUAAUUUAAGAGUAUUUUCCAUAACUGAAGAGUAGCAGUCAUGUAAUUAAUUGGUUCUAAAGUGCAAGUAUUGUAAGUAGGGGACCUACUAUAGAUUGCAUUGCCAGUCUUAACUUGCAAAUAAUUAAAGUUGUCCAUAAAAUAUCUAAAUCUUUGUUCAAUAAACAAUCUUCCCAGCAAUUUGAUUAGAAAUGUUGUAAGUGGUGUACUUCUACUCUCUAGUAAAUGAUUUAUGUGGUGUUGUAUUUCAUUAUAUUGUUUUAUAAUCAAGAGCUGAUCAAACAGACUGCUUUAGGAACAGAUCUUUUAAGAUAUACACAUUAAUUUUGAAAAUAAAUAAAUAAAUGGCAGUUUACUUAACCUUGCUCAAAUUAACAUUUUAUGGCUCAUCCUACCAAAUCUAGCUUUAUUAUCUAUAAAAUGUAUUAUACUCAAAUUAUUUUUGUAGUUACUAUAUUGUAUCAGUGACUUUACACUCUUGCUUGUUAGUACAAUUAUUGUUCAUUAUUUAUGUUAAGUUACAAGCUCUAACCAAAAAGCCCAACAUGUAUAUACUGUAGAUAUGGUGCUGUACAGGAUGUGGACAUGUAUACAUUUUGCACCCUAUUAAAAAAAAGUUUUUGUUUA
This is a messenger RNA of Cherax quadricarinatus, 3291 nucleotides long. RefSeq names its product protein O-glucosyltransferase 2. Gene Ontology annotation, cellular component: endomembrane system. Gene Ontology annotation, molecular function: protein binding; glucosyltransferase activity. Lineage: Eukaryota; Metazoa; Arthropoda; Malacostraca; Decapoda; Parastacidae. The record is from RefSeq and is a predicted model, not a curated record.